Lycium barbarum (goji berry) is the source of this 2136-nucleotide messenger RNA. RefSeq lists its product as uncharacterized. NCBI's taxonomy places the organism in Eukaryota, Viridiplantae, Streptophyta, Magnoliopsida, Solanales, Solanaceae. The transcript is spliced from 4 exons. The record is from RefSeq and is a predicted model, not a curated record. The coding region runs from base 1 to 2136 and encodes 711 amino acids.
AUGGACGAAGUACAAAAGGAGAUUGGUUCAGUACGUGAUUACCUGGGGCAGUUACGAGAUUGGAUGCAAAGAAAGGAUGAACAUAACGCUGAAAUUCUUCAACAUAUGCAGGGAAAAUCAGCAGUUCAGGCAGAUGAUGCAGAUGUGAUGGUAGAGAACAGCAACAAUCACAGAGGUGAUGGAUUCCGAGAAGAAGUUCAGCCACAUUUUCGUGAUGAAACACGUCCUAGAAGAUUGGCACUUCCUUUAUUCUCUGGUAAAGCCCGAAAUUGGUUCCAGUGGUGGGAGACAAGAGCGCCGAUUGUCACAUGGGAUGUGUUUCGAGUAGCGAUACUCCAACGCUUUACACCGUCACAGUCAGGGAACUUAUAUGAGGUUUUGAUAGGAUUGAAGCAAACUGGAAGCGUGGCACAAUACCAAGAAGAUUUCGAAUUACUUUCAGCACCUUUGAAAGAUGUCGAUGAUGCAGUUUGGAUGGGAAUUUUUAUAAGUGGUUUGAGAGAGGAGAUCAACGCAGAUUUGCGUCUUAGCAAGCUGGGAAAUCUAACCCAGAUUAUAGACCAAAGCCAGCGUAUUGAAGAGAGGAAUUGGGCUCUCAGCCAAGCCCACUUGCCAAGACAUAUGCGUAUGGCGCUUUCUAGGGGUUCAAUGCAGUUUCCAGUGACCGACGAUAGCCGAACAGGAAGUUUUACAAGUCCCCCUUCAGGACCUGAAACUUCUGCAAGGCGUGGAGGAGCAUACAAAACGCUAUCCGAUGCAGAGUAUCAGGAUAAAUUAAGAAAAGGACUUUGUUUUCGCUGCGAUGAAAAAUAUGGCCCCAAUCACCGGUGCAAUUCAAAAAAAUUAAAUCUGCUUAUUGUAGCAGCAGAGGACGGAGAAGACAGAGGCACAGAAGAAUAUUCAGAGGAAUUAAUAAACGCAAGGAUGGACCAAUUAGAUGUUCAAGGACAACCGGAGUCACAAAAAUUAAUGGAGUUGUCUUUGUACUCUAUUGCAGGAUUUACCACAAAAAAGUCCUUGAAAGUAUGGGGAACAAUACUAGCGAAGAAGGUUAUUGUGUUGAUUGAUAGCAAUGCAUCAACGAACUUUAUCUCUCGUGCAGUGGCCGAAGCAUCAGGGUUAAAACAAACAGAAACUAAGCCGUUUUUGGUGGAAGUGGGUAAUGGACAGCAAGUGAAGAGUAGGGGAAGCUGCAAAGGAGUAGAAUUGUGGAUUUAUAACGUGCGGAUAACACAGGAUUACUUCCUUUUUAAUUUGGGCAGUGCUGAUGUACUGUUGGGAUUAGAGUGGCUGGAGACUUUGGGGGAUAUACAAGCUAAUUUCAAAACGUUGACGCUGAAAUUUGAAAUAGAGGGGCAAACACGAGUUGUUCAAGGAGACCCCUCAUGGUCCAAAUCAGUGGCUUCACUCAAAACUCUGUUUAAAGCCUUACAAAAAGAUGGAGAAGGGUAUUAUGUUGAUUUAAAUGAGUUAACAGCAAGGGAAGAACAAGAGAAUUUCGAUUUGCAGCAAUUACUGGACGAAUUUGGAACUUUAUUUGAGGAACUGAAAAGGCUGCCACCUAGUAGAAGUCAUGAUCAUGCUAUCCGAUUUAAACAAGGAUCUAAUCCACCCAAUAUUCGUCCAUAUCGUUACCCUCAUUACCAGAAAAAUGAGAUUGAGCGAAUUGUACGAGAAAUGCUGGUAGCUGCAAUCGAUGAGUUACUGGAUGAGCUUGGGGGUGCCACAAUAUUUUCGAAGUUGGAUCUAAGAUCGGGGUACCAUCAAAUCCAGGUUUGCCAGGAGGAUGUAGCAAAGACAGCUUUUCGUGCCCAUGAAAGCCACUAUGAAUUUUUGGUCAUGCCAUUUGGGUUGUCUAACGCUCCAUCUACUUUUCAAGCCUUGAUGAAUGAGAUAUUUCGGCCUUACUUACGUAAGUUUGUAUUGGUCUUUUUGGAUGACAUAUUGGUUUACAGUGCAAAUUUUUCCACUCAUUUGGACCAUUUGCGGGAGGUGCUGAAAAUUUUACAACUUCAUAACUUGGUUGUCAAUCGAAAGAAAUGUCAUUUUGGACAACCAACAACUGGAGUAUCUAGGACAUAUUAUCUCCGCAGGUGGAGUCUCAACAGAUCCUGCCAAAAUAACAAGCAUGGUUAA